GUGUCCUUGGCCUUGUAAGGCAGGUUAUCAGGGGUUAUAUAUUUCAUCCCUGCCUUCCCUGCAGGUCUAGCAGCUGCUUCAUCUUCACCUGGCCUCUGUUGAUCACUGACCUAUACUCUGAAUUUUGAGCUCACCUGUAGUCUGCGCUGAACUCUCCGUGCAGCCAUGGGCGAUGCAGAGAUGGCUACGUUCGGUGCAGCUGCGUCCUACCUGAGAAAGUCAGAGAAGGAGCGCAUGGAGGCUUCCACACGUCCCUUCGAUAUCAAGAAGGAAUGUUUUGUCCCAGAUCCGGUGGAAGAGUUUGUGAAGGCAACCAUCACCAGUAGGGAUGGAGACAAGGCCACUGUAGAGACACAGAAUGGAAAGACUGUGACUGUGAAAGAGUCGGAUAUUCUGCAACAGAAUCCGCCAAAGUUUGACAAGAUUGAGGACAUGGCCAUGCUGACUUUCCUCCAUGAGCCAGCUGUGUUGUUUAACCUCAAAGAGCGUUACGCAGCAUGGAUGAUCUACACCUACUCUGGGCUCUUCUGUGUGACUGUCAAUCCAUACAAGUGGCUGCCAGUCUACAACCAGGAGGUGGUUCUUGCCUACAGAGGAAAGAAGAGGAGUGAAGCUCCUCCUCAUAUAUUCUCCAUCUCUGACAAUGCCUACCAGUACAUGCUGUCAGACCGUGAAAACCAGUCAAUUCUGAUCACUGGAGAAUCUGGUGCAGGAAAGACUGUCAACACAAAGAGAGUUAUCCAGUAUUUUGCAAGUAUUGCAGCUGGAACUGUAAAGAAAGAAGCCAUAGCCAAAGACAAGGGAACCUUGGAGGAUCAAAUCAUUCAGGCUAACCCUGCUCUGGAGGCCUUUGGUAACGCCAAGACCAUCAGGAAUGACAACUCCUCCAGAUUUGGGAAAUUCAUUCGAAUUCAUUUUGACACCAGAGGAAAAGUGGCUUCUGCUGAUAUUGAAACUUAUCUUUUAGAGAAGUCUCGAGUGACCUUCCAGCUCAGGGCUGAGAGAGAUUACCACAUUUUCUACCAGAUUCUGUCUAAUCAGAAGCCUGAAAUCCUGGAGAUGCUGCUGAUAACAAAUAAUCCUUAUGACUACGCCUUCAUCUCUCAGGGGGAAACCCAAGUGGCCUCCAUAGAUGAUGCAGAAGAACUGAUGGCAACAGAUAGUGCCUUCGAUGUGUUGGGCUUUACUCAGGAGGAAAAGAACUCUGUGUACAAGCUGACUGGUGCAAUCAUGCAUUAUGGCAACAUGAAGUUCAAGCAGAAGCAGCGGGAGGAGCAGGCAGAGGCAGAUGGCACUGAAGAUGCUGACAAAGCAGCUUAUCUGAUGGGCCUGAACUCUGCUGACCUCAUCAAAGGUCUCUGUCACCCAAGAGUCAAAGUAGGAAACGAGUGGGUCACCAAGGGACAAAAUGUCGCCCAGGUAAACUAUGCUGUUGGAGCUCUAUCAAAAGCUGUGUAUGAAAAGAUGUUCCUGUGGAUGGUAAUGAGAAUCAACCAGUCACUGGAGACCAAACAGCCUCGCCAGUACUUCAUUGGUGUGCUGGACAUCGCUGGAUUUGAGAUCUUUGAUUUCAACACCUUUGAGCAGAUGUGCAUCAACUUCACAAAUGAAAAACUGCAACAGUUUUUCAACCAUCACAUGUUUGUGCUGGAGCAGGAAGAGUACAAGAAAGAGGGCAUUGAAUGGACUUUCAUUGAUUUUGGUAUGGAUCUGCAGGCCUGUAUUGAUCUAAUUGAAAAGCCUAUGGGUAUUAUGUCCAUCCUUGAAGAGGAGUGCAUGUUUCCCAAAGCCUCUGAUGCCACCUUUAAAGCUAAGCUCUAUGACAACCAUCUGGGCAAAUCCAACAACUUCCAGAAACCCAGAAUUGUCAAAGGAAAACCAGAGGCCCAUUUUGCCCUGGUUCACUAUGCUGGAACUGUUGAUUAUAAUAUCAACAACUGGCUGGUGAAGAACAAAGAUCCUCUAAAUGAGACUGUUGUUGGACUGUACCAGAAGUCUAACCUCAAGCUGCUAGCUAUACUCUUUGCGAACUAUGCUGGAGCUGAUUCAGCAAUGGCUGAAGGCACAGAAGGUAAAAAAGAGAAGAAGAAGAAAGGAUCAUCCUUUCAGACAGUGUCUGCUCUCCAUAGGGAGAACCUGAACAAGCUGAUGACCAACUUGAGGUCAACUCACCCUCACUUUGUGCGCUGCAUCAUCCCCAAUGAGACCAAGACUCCUGGGGCCAUGGAGAACCCUCUGGUGAUGCACCAGCUGCGCUGUAACGGUGUGCUGGAAGGCAUCAGGAUCUGCAGAAAGGGCUUCCCCAACAGGAUCCUCUAUGGAGACUUCAAGCAGAGAUAUCGCAUCCUGAAUCCUGCUGCCAUCCCUGAGGGACAGUUUAUUGACAGCAGGAAGGGAGCUGAAAAACUUCUUGCUUCCCUGGACAUUGAUCAUAACCAGUACAAGUUUGGACACACCAAGGUCUUUUUCAAGGCUGGAUUGCUGGGUCUGCUUGAAGAGAUGAGAGAUGAGCGUCUCUCCAAAAUCAUCACAGCUAUUCAAGCCAGGUCUCGUGGCCUUUUGUCUCGUAUUGAGUAUCAAAAGAUGGUGGAACGCAGAGAUGCUUUAUUAGUGAUCCAGUGGAACAUCCGUGCCUUCAUGGGGGUCAAGAAUUGGCCCUGGAUGAAGCUGUACUUCAAGAUCAAACCUUUGCUGAGAUCUGCUGAGGCAGAGAAGGAGAUGGCCAACAUGAAGGAAGAAUUCCUGAAACUGAAGGAAGCCUAUGCGAAAUCUGAAGCCCGUAGAAAGGAACUGGAAGAGAAAAUGGUCACUCUUCUCCAAGAGAAGAACGACCUGCAGCUUCAAGUCCAGACUGAGCAAGACAAUCUUUGUGAUGCAGAGGAGAGAUGCGAGGGGCUCAUCAAGAGCAAGAUUCAGCUGGAGGCAAAAAUCAAAGAGCUGACUGAAAGGCUGGAGGAUGAGGAGGAGAUGAAUGCUGAACUAACAGCAAAGAAGAGGAAGCUGGAGGAUGAAUGCUCUGAGCUGAAGAAGGACAUUGAUGACCUUGAACUGACUCUGGCUAAAGUGGAGAAAGAAAAGCACGCCACUGAGAACAAGGUAAAGAACAUGACGGAGGAGAUGGCUGCUUUGGAUGAAAUCAUUGCCAAGCUGACCAAGGAAAAGAAAGCUUUACAGGAAGCUCAUCAGCAAACCCUGGAUGACCUGCAGAGUGAAGAAGACAAAGUCAACACUCUGACCAAGGCCAAGGCCAAGCUGGAGCAGCAAGUUGAUGAUCUUGAAGGAUCUCUUGAGCAAGAGAAGAAGGUUCGAAUGGACCUUGAGAGAGCAAAGAGGAAACUGGAGGGAGACUUAAAGUUGACCCAGGAGUGCGUCAUGGAUCUGGAGAAUGACAAGCAACAGCUGGAGGAACGCAUGAAAAAGAAAGAGUUUGAGAUGAGCCAGAUGAACAGCAGAAUUGAAGAUGAGCAGGCCAUUGUCGCUCAACUCCAGAAGAAGCUGAAAGAGCUGCAGGCUCGUGUAGAAGAGCUGGAGGAAGAGCUUGAAGCAGAGCGAGCUGCCCGGGCCAAGGUGGAGAAGCAGAGAGCAGACUUGGCCAGAGAGCUGGAAGAGAUCAGUGAGAGGCUGGAGGAGGCUGGUGGAGCCACAGCUGCCCAGAUCGAGAUGAACAAGAAGAGGGAGGCCGAGUUCCAGAAACUCCGCAGAGACCUCGAAGAGGCCACUCUGCACCACGAGGCCACCGCUGCCACCCUGAGGAAGAAGCAAGCCGACAGCGUUGCUGACCUGGGAGAGCAGAUUGACAACCUGCAGAGAGUCAAGCAGAAACUGGAGAAGGAGAAGAGUGAGCUCAGACUAGAGCUCGAUGAUGUGGCUUCUAGUAUGGAACAAAUAGUUAAGUCAAAGAAUAUGUUGGAGAAGACAUGCAGAACUUUUGAGGAUCAAAUGAAUGAAUACAGAAAUAAAUGUGAUGAAUACCAAAGAUCCCUCAAUGACUUCACCACCCAAAAAGCCAAACUCCAAGCUGAGAAUGAUGAGCUUUCAAGACAGAUGGAGGAGAAAGAGUCUCUUGUUUCUCAGCUGACCAGAGGAAAGAAUUCCUACAAUCAACAACUUGAAGAUUUAAAAAGACAACUGGAAGAGGAAGUAAAGGCCAAGAAUGCAUUAGCCCAUGCUGUGCAGUCUUCUCGUCAUGACUGUGACCUGCUCAGGGAGCAGUAUGAGGAGGAGCAGGAGGCCAAAGCUGAACUGCAGCGUGGCAUGUCCAAGGCCAACUCUGAGGUGGCUCAGUGGAGAACCAAGUAUGAAACUGAUGCCAUCCAGAGAACUGAGGAACUGGAGGAAGCAAAAAAGAAGCUGGCUCAGCGUCUGCAGGAUGCUGAGGAGGCUGUUGAAGCUGUGAAUGCUAAAUGUUCCUCCCUGGAGAAGACCAAACACAGGCUGCAGAAUGAGAUUGAAGAUCUCAUGGUGGAUGUGGAGAGAUCAAAUGCUGCUGCUGCUGCUCUGGACAAGAAGCAAAGAAACUUUGACAAAGUCCUGUCUGAGUGGAAGCAGAAGUAUGAAGAGUCUCAGUGUGAGCUGGAGAGCUCCCAGAAGGAAGCCAGGUCUCUGAGCACUGAGCUCUUCAAACUGAAAAACUCCUAUGAGGAAGCUCUGGACCAUCUAGAGACCAUGAAGAGAGAGAAUAAGAACUUACAAGAGGAAAUUUCUGACCUCACUGAGCAACUUAGUGAGGGUGGGAAAACCAUUCAUGAACUGGAAAAGGUCCGAAAGCAGCUGGAGCAAGAAAAGGGUGAGAUUCAGUCUGCUUUGGAGGAGGCAGAGGCUUCUCUUGAGCACGAGGAGGGCAAGAUUUUAAGAGCCCAGCUGGAAUUCAAUCAAGUUAAGGCUGAAAUCGAGCGUAAAUUGGCUGAGAAGGAUGAAGAGAUGGAGCAGAGCAAGAGGAACUUGCAGAGGACAAUCGACACCCUGCAGAGCUCUCUUGAAGCCGAGUGUCGCAGCAGGAAUGAAGCGCUUCGUUUGAAAAAGAAGAUGGAGGGAGACCUCAAUGAGAUGGAGAUCCAACUCAGCCAAGCCAACAGGCAGGCAUCUGAGGCCCAGAAACAGCUGAAGUCUGUUCAUGCACAUCUGAAGGAUUGCCAAAUUCAGCUGGAUGAGUCUGUUCGGGCUAAUGAUGAUCUCAAAGAGAACAUAGCCAUUGUUGAGAGACGCAACAACCUGCUUCAGGCUGAACUGGAGGAGCUGAGGAUUGCUCUGGAGCAAACCGAGCGCAGCCGUAAACUUGCAGAGCAAGAGCUGCUGGAUGUUAGUGAGAGGGUACAGCUACUGCACUCACAGAACACUGGGCUGAUAAACCAGAAGAAGAAGCUGGAGGGGGAUGCAUCCCAGCUUCAAAGUGAGGUGGAGGAGGCAGUGCAGGAAUGUAGAAAUGCUGAAGAGAAGGCCAAGAAGGCCAUCACUGAUGCUGCCAUGAUGGCAGAGGAGCUGAAGAAAGAGCAGGACACCAGCGCUCACCUGGAGCGCAUGAAGAAGAACAUGGAGCAAACCAUCAAAGACCUGCAGCACCGUCUGGAUGAAGCUGAACAGAUCGCCAUGAAGGGAGGCAAGAAGCAGGUGCAGAAGCUCGAGGCCAGGGUGAGGGAGCUAGAAAAUGAGGUGGAAAUGGAGCAGAAGAAAAGCAGUGAUGCUGUGAAGGGUGUCCGUAAAUACGAGCGCCGCAUCAAGGAACUCACCUAUCAGACUGAGGAGGAUCGCAAGAACAUUGCCCGACUACAGGACCUGGUAGAUAAGCUGCAGCUGAAAGUCAAAGCCUACAAAAGAUCUUCAGAGGAGGCUGAGGAACAGGCUAAUGUUCAUCUCGGCAAGUUCCGCAAGCUGCAGCAUGAGCUGGACGAAGCUGAAGAGAGAGCUGACAUCGCUGAGACUCAGGUCAACAAGCUGCGAGCCAAGAGCCGCGAUGCUGGCUCCAAGCAGAAAGGGUUUGAUGAGGAAUGAAGCUUUGGAGCCUGCAGAAAUCCGUUUGUGUGCUGUGUACUGUAGAUCCCCUCAACAACUCUCUUCAUAACUUGUAGUGCUAAUAAAGUCCCAUUAAGAUGCUGCACAA
Messenger RNA from Melanotaenia boesemani (Boeseman's rainbowfish), 6097 nucleotides. Its product is annotated as myosin-7-like. Gene Ontology annotation, molecular function: cytoskeletal motor activity; actin filament binding; ATP binding. Gene Ontology annotation, cellular component: myosin complex. The record is from RefSeq and is a predicted model, not a curated record. The coding region runs from base 166 to 5988 and encodes 1940 amino acids. Lineage: Eukaryota; Metazoa; Chordata; Actinopteri; Atheriniformes; Melanotaeniidae. The transcript has 38 exons.